Molecule: messenger RNA, 1361 nt
Organism: Stegodyphus dumicola
Lineage: Eukaryota; Metazoa; Arthropoda; Arachnida; Araneae; Eresidae
Gene: Rsph3
Product: Radial spoke head protein 3
Cellular component (GO): cilium
Source: RefSeq, a predicted model, not a curated record
CACAAAAUGGCAACCUUAAUGCCUAUGUUUUUUUUCAAACGUUCAGAUUUGUUUUUAUUUAUUUUCGAAUUAUGAUGUGACAGGUAUUAAAUAAAUUGUAGCGUCUUGAAUGGAAGAUUUUUCAUUGAAAUAAUUUUAAAGUUGUUAAUGUUACUCUAAUGGAUAUUUUAAUAUGGCUUUGGAUGUAAUCCAAAGUGACGGAUGCUAUGUGUCUUCUAGUUUGCCAAAAGCACUCUUUAUACCAGCCCCUUUUAAACAGCACAAAGGUAGAAGGGAAAACCAAAAUACGAAUGUUUUGUAUUUUAAACCUGAAAAGAAAAAAUUAGAUGGAAGAAGGAGAAGUGCAGUUAUUGAGGAUAAUGGGUGUUUGCCAGUUCCUGGGCGGCAGCAUUUGUCAAUCCAGACUGAUCUGUAUUUAGAAGAAUUGUGUGAUGUGAUAGAAGAAACUGAUGCAGAAUGUGAAACUGAUCCUCUAUUGGAUAGACCUCCAUCACCCCUCUUUAUUCCUGCCAAAUCAGGUCCUGAUGUUGCAACACAAAUUUAUCCUGGUGAAUUGUUUGAUUUUGAUGUUGAAGUGGAGCCUUUACUUGAAGCUUUAGUUGGACAAACAUUAGAGCAAGCUGUGAUCGAAUUAAUGGCUGAAGAGGAGCUUGCUAUUUUGGCAGAUAUGCAAAUGGAUUUUGAGGCUAGAAGAAAUGCUGAAUUAGCUGAAAUGAAACGACUUGAAGAGCAAGAGCGAAGGCUUUUUGAAGAAAGGCAAAGAAGAUUAAAAGAGCAAGAAGAAGCUAUUCAGCUGGAAGAUGAAGUAGCCCAAAAGAUAGCUGCUUGUAUUUUUGCUCAGAACUACUUAACAGAACUAGUACCUCAAGUAUAUAAGAAACUGGAAGCUGAAGGCUAUUUUGAAACAGAAGAUCCUGAUAUUAAAGAGGUAGAAGAAGACUUUUGGCCAUGGCUGAUGAAUGAAGUUGAUUCUGAAAUUGCUACUCUAGAAGCAUCUUGCAAACUUUUGGACACAAUGUUAGAAGAUACUGUGGUAGAAGUGGCAGAAACAUCUGUAAUAUACCCUGUUGUUCCAGACACUUAUCUAGAAGAAGUACAAGUGCUAUCAACUACAGAUUUACAAGACCUCAAGAUUUCAUCAGAAAACAUUGAAUCUGAAAUUCCAGUCAUAGGCAGUGACUUAUCUGGUGCUAGUACAGAUGAAGAUGAAAAAUAAAAACAUUUAGAUAUUUCAUUUGUAAAUAUUUUAUAUGUUAUUUGUAAUUCUGAAAAUUACAUUUCUUUGACAUAAUGCUUAUUUUUUAAUGUUACAAAAUAUUUUAUAUGUAAAAUAAUCAAUUAUAAUACUUUUCCAACCAAAA